UCUACUGUUUGAAGUGUCUGCUCAGCUUGCAUUAUUUCUAGGAAAUCCUGCAUCACACCUUUAUCCAUAGCCUUCCCUUUGGUCUUUAAUCAAGAAGUUUUAACUGUGGACAUCAGAUUUGGUGGAGCAGCAAUCAUGACUGUGGGCAAGAGUAGCAAGAUGCUGCAGCACAUUGACUAUAGAAUGAGAUGUAUCCUGCAAGAUGGCCGGAUCUUCAUUGGCACCUUCAAGGCUUUUGACAAACAUAUGAAUUUGAUUCUCUGUGAUUGUGAUGAGUUCAGGAAGAUCAAGCCAAAGAAUGCAAAGCAGCCAGAACGUGAAGAAAAGCGGGUUUUGGGUCUGGUGUUGCUGCGUGGGGAGAACUUGGUAUCCAUGACUGUGGAGGGGCCGCCCCCCAAAGAUACUGGCAUCGCUCGAGUACCACUUGCUGGAGCUGCAGGAGGCCCUGGAGUUGGUAGGGCAGCUGGCAGAGGAGUACCAGCUGGUGUACCAAUUCCCCAGGCUCCUGCUGGGUUAGCAGGUCCAGUCCGAGGAGUUGGGGGACCAUCCCAGCAGGUAAUGACUCCACAGGGAAGAGGCACCGUAGCAGCUGCUGCCGUUGCUGCUACUGCCAGCAUUGCUGGAGCCCCAACCCAGUAUCCCCCAGGACGAGGGACCCCACCUCCUCCUGUAGGCAGAGCAACACCACCUCCAGGCAUUAUGGCUCCUCCACCUGGUAUGAGACCACCCAUGGGCCCACCAAUUGGACUUCCCCCUGCUCGAGGGACACCAAUAGGUAUGCCCCCUCCAGGAAUGAGACCCCCUCCACCAGGAAUUAGAGGUCCACCUCCCCCAGGAAUGCGUCCUCCCAGACCUUAGGAUACUGAUACUAUUGAUACAUCUCAGUUACUCCCCCUUACCCCACAGUGUGUCUUGUGAAAUUGUGUAGAGUGUUUAUGAGCUUUUUGUCCCCUUUCUGCAUUAAUAAUAGCUAAUAAUAAAUGCAUAGAGAAAUUAAA
This is a messenger RNA of Nycticebus coucang (slow loris), 998 nucleotides long. RefSeq names its product small nuclear ribonucleoprotein polypeptide N (gene SNRPN). Gene Ontology annotation, biological process: mRNA splicing, via spliceosome. Bases 136 to 858 code for a protein of 240 amino acids. The record is from RefSeq and is a predicted model, not a curated record. Gene Ontology annotation, cellular component: U5 snRNP; U2-type prespliceosome; cytoplasm. The transcript is spliced from 7 exons. Lineage: Eukaryota; Metazoa; Chordata; Mammalia; Primates; Lorisidae. Gene Ontology annotation, molecular function: RNA binding.